UGUAUGUGUCUCCGCGUGCAAUGUGGGGGGUCGGGGUGGGGUGCGGUGCAGAGGUGCUCGUGCUAGAGAAGGAAGGGGCAGAAGCCAAGUCCCCAUGCAGGUUCAAUCUCUUGAGUCCUGGUGUGGGAGAUCCCGGAUCCCAUGUUCCCCUGCCGCCCCUCUCCACGCAGGUGGCAGGCAGAGGGAAGCGGUGCUCAGGAACAAAUCCCCAGAGAGGAGGGAGGGUCCUAGGGAAUCCUUCACCCCCCAUAGCCUGGAGAAGAGCUCCGAGGUCGGAGAUGGGGAGAGCUUGGAGGGCAAAUCUGGAGCAGGAAAGAAGAACAUGGUUGCAAGGGAGGAACUGGAGGAGACUGUGCCCGCCUUCUCCUUCUGUACUGCAGGGGACUAAAAUAGGGUUGGAUCCUCCGGAGUUCAAUUUCUCUUAGGAGGGUGAGUGAACCAGGACAUCCCCAACCCCGGUGUCUCAUGUGAACGGUUGCUUAGCCUGUUUGUAUUCUGGGUAUUUUUGUGAAGUCUCAAAGUUUGUACCAAACACAGAUUCAUGCACAGGGAUUAAGUAACACCCUCUGCUGGAGGCAAAAAAUUGGACAGAGAUGGCUGGAAGACUUGCUUGACCUGUAGCUACAGGAAUGGUACUAUGAAUAGAAAGGUGUUUGGAGAUCCACAAGAUUCCCUGGACCCCUUUGGAGGUGCACUACAGGACAGAGAAAGAAUGAAAAGCCAAUCUUUAGCGAGUGAGGAAAUUGGAAAAGGCCCUUCUGGUGUCCAGCCUGGGAGCUAUGGGGAGAUCUGUGCAAGAACUGGGCAGAAGAUCCUGGAGGAGAAAAUCACCCUUUCAGAAGUUCAGCCCUGGAACUUCAGGAGCUUCCAAUACAAGGAGGAUGAAGGUCCCCGAGGACUUUGCAGCCGGCUCCAUUCCUUUUGUAGUCGAUGGUUGAGACCAGAAAAGCACACAAAAGCGCAGAUGCUGGACCUGGUUGUUCUGGAGCAGUUCUUGGCCCUUCUGCCCCUGCAGAUGGAGAGCUGGGUGCGGGAGUGUGGAGCAGAGACCAGCUCCCAGGCGGUGGCCCUGGUGGAAGGCUUCCUUCUGAGCCAGGCGGAGGAGAAGAAGGAGAGCAUUGACUGGCAGUCCUUCAUGAUGGAGAUCAGAGAUCCUGAGGGAAGGGGACAUCCAUCUGAUUCAUCUCUCAAAAUGUUUUGCACGAGGAUCUCUCAGGAUGAUCCAAAUCAAGACACUAUCACAGGGAAGAAUAGAAGGAAGUUGAGCCUUUUUGAUGGUGGAGCUGAAACAAUGGUAGAAACUCCAAUUCAGGAGGGCCUUGUCUUCUUCGAGGAGGUGGCUGUGUAUUUCUCUGAGGAAGAAUGGUCUGAACUGGAUCCUGACCAAAAAGUUCUGCAUUGGGAAGUCAUGUUGGAAAAUUACAGCAACGUGGCUUCUCUUGGUAAUAAUGGGCAGGACCAUAAACAAUCUAGGGAAUCAUUCCAAGUGUUCAGAUAUGGAGACGUAUCGGAGAAGCCUGAAAUGCAAAUGAAAUUCCAGAGGCAGGAGAGAAAUCAGUCAAAUAAUUGGAAUAAGGAAAGCUCAUCUUCCAUUGAGGCUCAGACGCAGUUUCUUGAGCAACCAAGAAAAAUGAAGAAAAAAUAUAUUGGGAAAGGUAUAAGACUAUCUAAAGAUACAUUAGAUGUAAAUGGACAGUAUCUGACCCAAGCCAAAGGACAACAUUGUAUAUACAAAGACAAUGGAAAACAAUACAAUUGGACUUUCACACUUUCUCAAGAAAAUGGGUCACUUACAUCACAUAAAAGUAUUCAUAUGGAAGAGAAGCCGAAUAAAUCCCUCGAGCAUGGAAAAAGCUUCGGUGAAAACAAGACUCUUAUGAUUCAUAAAAGGCUCCACACAGAGGAAAAGCCAUUUAAAUGCUUGGAGUGUGGAAAGGGCUUCAGCAAGCCCAGUAGUCUUACUUCCCAUAAAAGGAUCCACACAGGGGAGAAGCCAUAUAAAUGCAUGGAGUGUGGAAAGGUCUUUAGUUGCAACAGUAAUCUUACUUCCCACAAAAGGAUCCACACAGGGGAGAAGCCAUAUAAAUGUAUGGAGUGUGGAAAGAGCUUCAGAGUACAUAGUGAUCUUACAUCCCAUAAAAGGAUCCACACAGGCGAGAAACCAUAUAAAUGCAUAGAGUGUGGAAAGGACUUCAGAAUACAUAGUGAUCUUACAACCCAUAAAAGGAUCCAUACAGGGGAGAGGCCUUAUAAAUGCAUGGAAUGUGGAAAGACUUUUACUCAUAACAUUCAACUUGCUUCCCAUAAAGCGAUCCACACCGGGGAGAGGCCUUACAAUUGCAUGGAAUGUGGAAAGACUUUUACUCAUAGCAGUCAACUUGCUUCCCAUACAUGGAUCCAUAGAGGGGAGAAGCCAUAUAAAUGCAUGGAGUGUGGAAAGGGCUUCCAUGUAAAUUCAUCCCUUAUGAGACAUAAGAGGAUUCACACGGGGGAUAAACCAUAUAAAUGUAUGGAAUGUGGAAAAGGCUUCAGUGAACUCGGUAAUCUUACAUCCCAUAAAAGGAUCCACACAGGGGAGAAGCCAUAUAAAUGCAUGGAGUGUGGAAAGGGCUUCAGUGAACACAGUAAUCUUAUUUCCCAUAAAAGGACUCACACAGGAGAGAAGCCAUUUAAAUGCAUGGAUUGUGGAAGGGUUUUCAGUCAACGCAGUAGCCUUACCUCCCAUAAAAGGAUCCAUACAGGGGAGAAACCAUAUAAAUGUGUGGAAUGUGGAAGGUGCUUUAGUGAAUACAGUAAUCUUAUUUCCCAUAAAAGAACACACACAGGAGAAAAGCCUUUUAAAUGCAUGGAUUGUGGAAAAUGCUUCAGCCGACCCAGUAUGCUUACUUCCCAUAAAAGAAUCCAUAGAGAUGAAAAGCCAUUUAAAUGCAUGGAGUGUGGAAAAGGCUUCAGCAAACCCAGUAGUCUUACUUCUCAUAAAAGGAUCCACACAGGGGAGAAGCCAUUUAAAUGCUUGGAGUGUGGAAAGGGCUUUAGGUGCAACAGUAAUCUUACUUCCCAUAAAAGGAUCCACACAGGUGAGAAGCCAUAUAAAUGCAUGGAUUGUGGAAAGGGCUUUAGGUGCAACAGUAAUCUUACUUCCCAUAAAAGGAUUCACACAGGGGAGAGGCCAUAUAAAUGCUUGGAGUGUGGAAAGGACUUUACUUGCAACAGUGGUCUUACUUCCCAUAAAAGGAUUCACACAGGGGAGAAGCCAUAUAAAUGCAUGGAGUGUGGGAAGGACUUCAGAGUACAUAGUGAUCUUACUUCCCACAAAAGGAUCCACACGGGGGAGAGGCCAUAUAAAUGUAUGGAGUGUGGAAAGGACUUUAGUUGCAACAGUAGUCUUACAUCCCAUAAAAGGAUCCACACAGGGGAGAAGCCAUAUAAAUGCAUGGAGUGUGGAAAGGACUUUAGUUGCAAGAGUACUCUUACAUCCCAUAAAAGGAUCCACACGGGGGAGAGGCCUUACAAUUGCAUGGAAUGUGGAAAGACUUUUACUCACAGCAGUCAACUUGCUUCCCAUACAUGGAUCCAUAGAGGGGAGAAGCCAUAUAAAUGCAUGGAGUGUGGAAAGGGCUUCUAUGUAACUUCAUCCCUUAUGACACAUAAGAGGAUUCACACGGGGGAUAAACCAUAUAAAUGUAUGGAAUGUGGAAAAGGCUUCAAUAAACUCGGUAAUCUUACAUCCCAUAAAAGGAUCCACACAGGGGAGAAGCCAUAUAAAUGCAUGGAGUGUGGAAAGGGCUUCAGUGAACGCAGUAGCCUUAUUUACCAUAAAAGGACUCACACAGGAGAAAAGCCAUUUAAAUGCAUGGAUUGUGGAAAGUGCUUCAGCCGACCCAGUAAGCUUACUUCCCAUAGAAGGAUCCAUACAGGGGAGAAGCCAUAUAAAUGUGUGGAAUGUGGAAGGUGCUUUAGUGAAUAUCGUAAUUUUAUUUUCCAUAAAAUGAUACACACAGGAGAAAAGCCAUAUAAAUGCAUGGAUUGUGGAAAAUGCUUCAGCCGACCCAGUAAACUUACUUCCCAUAAAAGGAUCCAUAGAGAUGUGGAGCUAAUUUCUAAAACAGAGAGAGAUUUCAGUGAGAAUAUGCUAAUUUAGCAGGUUAAAUCUAUGGAUUUUCCUAUUUCAUCGACUGAACUCAGAAAGGAAGCUGUUUUUGGCCCUUCCAACUGGCAGCCCCAGAGAGAGAUGGAUAUAUUAAUUUAAAUGAAAACAAUGUGCAUGUUUUCAUUUUAAUCAUGAAUGAUGAAUUUUUGAAUUAUGUAUAUAUUUAAUUUUUUUUUUAGAUAUAAACUUCUGCUCCACAUGAGUGACCGCUGUCUGCUUUUUUAGAGGUGCUGUUUCUGCUAUUACAUUUUAACUUUCAUGUGUAACUUUGUCUCUCUAUUUUUGCUUUUUACUUUGGAUUAGAUUACAUGUUAAUUGCCAGGUUGAAUGCUGUUAAAUCCAAUGCAUUCCAUUAAUGAACUGCAAUUAAAGACUUUUAUUGCCUUUAA
Molecule: messenger RNA, 4539 nt
Organism: Pantherophis guttatus
Lineage: Eukaryota; Metazoa; Chordata; Lepidosauria; Squamata; Colubridae
Source: RefSeq, a predicted model, not a curated record